AUGUUUCCUCAGUAUUGCUCCCCGUAUAACACAGAGAAGCGCCGCUACAAUGAAGAGCAGGCAAUGGCUGCAGCAGCUAAGGAUGGUGCAGCAGCAGCAGCACCGAUGCCUCCAGCUUACAGAGAUAUGGAUUUAAUACUGUUCCCGGAGGGAAGCUUAAGAGACGCAAACGGAAACGUCGUCUCGCAGCAGCACUUAAUAGUAAACGAAGGGGGUUCUCACCAGAAGAUAGAAGUUGUUUUCGUCUCCGCCGAUCGCGACGAAGCAUCAUAUAACAACCACAUUAAGCACAUGCCUUGGCUGGUUGUUGGCUUUCACGACCCUCUAAGGACAAUUCUCCUCAGACACUUCAGGGUAGAGAGAGAGUACGCUGUCCCAGGCCUAGGCCAGGGCCCCCGUGCUGCUUUGCCUGCUUUGGUGGUCGUCGGCUCUGACGGGCGCGACGCGCAGUUCUUGCAAGUCGGAGGGGGUAGAGAUGAAGGAGAGAGAGCUAUACUCAGGUGGGACUGGAGAAAUACAAAAUUCGGUGCAGACCGCUUCCUCGUACGCCGCGAGGGCUAA
This is a messenger RNA of Eimeria acervulina, 561 nucleotides long. RefSeq lists its product as hypothetical. The coding region runs from base 1 to 561 and encodes 186 amino acids. NCBI's taxonomy places the organism in Eukaryota, Apicomplexa, Conoidasida, Eucoccidiorida, Eimeriidae. The record is from RefSeq and is a predicted model, not a curated record. The transcript has 5 exons.